Messenger RNA from Arvicanthis niloticus (Nile rat), 2682 nucleotides. RefSeq lists its product as uncharacterized. The record is from RefSeq and is a predicted model, not a curated record. Gene Ontology annotation, biological process: regulation of transcription by RNA polymerase II. Lineage: Eukaryota; Metazoa; Chordata; Mammalia; Rodentia; Muridae. Gene Ontology annotation, molecular function: RNA polymerase II cis-regulatory region sequence-specific DNA binding; DNA-binding transcription factor activity.
CUUUACUGUUUUGUUAUGACGCUCUUUCUGUCUUGCCACAGGAUGCUAUAAAGGGCGCUCAGGCGAGCUCCAAAGUUGUGACAUGGAUGCAGUGACCUAUGAUGAUGUGCAUGUGAACUUCACUCGAGAAGAAUGGGCUUUGCUAGAUCCUUCACAGAAGAGUCUGUACAAAGAUGUGAUGCUGGAGACCUACAAGAACCUCACUGCUAUAGGCUAUAAUUGGGAAGACCAUAAUAUUGAAGAACAUUGUCAAAGUUCCAGAAGACAUGGAAGGCAUGAAGGAAGUCUUGGAGAGAAACCCUCUGAAUGUGGUAAAACCUUUGCAUGUCACAGUUAUCCUCAAAGACAUGAAGGACAUCAUACUGGAGGGAAAUCUUGCAAAUGUAAUGAAUGUGGUAAAGGCUUUGCCUCUCAUGGUCAACUUCAAAGUCAUGAAAGAAUUCACACUGGAGAGAAACCCUACAAAUGUAAUGAGUGUGGUAAAGCCUUUGCACGUCAUUUUAAUCUUCGAGUUCAUGAAAUAAUACAUACUGGAGAGAAACCCUACAAAUGCAAUCAAUGUGAUAAAGCCUAUUCACAACGCAGUCAUCUCCAAAGACAUAAAAUCACACAUACUGGAGAGAAACCUUACGUAUGUAAACGAUGUGGUAAAGCCUAUAUAUACCGUUCUGAACUUCAACGUCAUGAAAAAGUUCAUAUUGGAGAGAAACCCUACAAAUGUAAUCAGUGUGAUAAUGCCUUUGCACAUCAUUGUAAUCUUCAAGUUCAUGAAAUAAUACAUACUGAAGAGAAAACCAACAAAUGCAGUGAUAAAGCCUUUUCACAACACAAUACUCUCCAAAUACAUGAAAUCAUACAUACUGAAGAGAAACCCUAUGAAUGUGAUCGAUGUGGUAAAGCCUUUGCAUAUUCUAGUUGUCUUCAAAGACAUAAAAGAACACACACUGGAGAGAAACCCUAUAAAUGUAAUCAAUGCAGUAAAGCCUUUGCACAGCAUGGUCAUCUCCAAAUGCAUAUGAUGAUACAUACUGGAGAGAAACCUUACAAAUGUAAUCAAUGUGGUAAAGCCCUUGCAUCUCAUAGUUAUCUCCAAGUACAUAAAAGAACACAUACUGGAGAGAGACCCUAUGGAUGUGAUCAAUGUGGUAAAGCCUUUGCACAACAGAGUUACCUCCAAGUACAUAAAAGAACACAUACUGGAGAGAAACCCUAUAAAUGUGAUCAAUGUGAUAAAGCUUUUGCAUCUCAUAGUAAUCUUCAAGUACAUAAAAGAAAACAUACUGGAGAGAAAGCCUAUGAAUGUAAUCUAUGUGGUAAAGCCUUUGCAUAUCAUAGUUGUCUUCAAAUACAUAAAAGAAAACAUACAGGAGAGAAACCUUAUAAGUGUAAUCAGUGCAAUAAAGCCUUUGCACAACACAGUGACCUACAAGUGCAUAUAUUAACACAUACUGGAGAGAAACCUUACAAAUGUAAACAGUGCGGUAAAGCCUUUGCAUCUCAUAGUUAUCUUCAAGUACAUAAAAGAACACAUACUGGAGAGAAACCCUAUGAAUGUAAUCAAUGUGGUAAGGCCUUUGCAUAUCAUGGUCGUCUUCAAAUACAUAAAAGAACACAUACUGGAGAGAAACCCUAUGAAUGUAAUCAAUGUGGUAAAGCGUUUUCCCAAUACAGUAACCUCCAAGUACAUAAAAGAACACAUACUGGAGAGAAACCCUAUGAAUGUGAUCAAUGUGGUAAAGCCUUUGCGUAUCACAGUUAUCUCCAAGUACAUAAAAGAACACAUACAGGAGAGAAGCCCUAUGAAUGUAAUCAAUGUGGUAAAGCCUUUGCAUAUCCAGGUCAUCUUCAAAUACAUGAAAGAACACACACUGGAGAGAAACCCUAUGGAUGUAAUGAAUGUGAUAAAGCCUUUGCAGGUCAAAAUGAUCUUAAAAGACAUGAAAGAAUUCAUACUGGAGAGAAACCUUACAAAUGUAAUCAAUGUGGUAAAGCCUUUGCGUGUAACUCUAGUCUUCGAAUACAUAAAGCUACACAUACUGGAGAGAAACCCUAUGAAUGUAAGCAAUGUGGUAAAUCCUUUGUCUCUCAUGGUCAACUUCAAAAGCAUGAAAGAAUUCAUACAGGAGAGAAUCUCUACGAAUGCAAUUAGUGCAAUAAAGCCUUUGCAUCACAUAGUCAUCUCCAGCUGCAUAAAAUAACACAUAAUGGUGAGAAAUCUUACAACUAUAGUCAAUGUAAAGCCUAUUCAAGUCACCUCCAAAUAGGUGAAAGAACACAUAUUAAAGAAUAACAUCAUGGAUUUAAUCGAUGUGUAAAACCUUAUAGGUCACAGUGAUCUUCAGAGGUGUGGUGGUUUGAAUAUGCUUGGCCCAUGGCAAGUUGCCAUCUUCGGAGGUGUGGUCUUGCUGGAGUAGGUGAGACUUUCUUUGAGGAAGAGUGCUUGGGUAGACUUUGAGAACCUAUGCUUAAGCUCCACCGAGGGCAGAUUUCUCCUCCUGGCUGCUUUCUGAUCAAGAUGUAGAACUCCGCUCCUCCCACACCAUAUCUGCUUGGACACUGCCAUUCUUUCUGCCAUGAUGAUAAUAGACUGAAACUCUGAUCUGUACACUACCCCCAAUUAACUAUUGUCCUUUAUGAGAGCUGCCUUGGUCAUGGUAUCAUUUCACACCAAUAAAACUCAAA